AUGUCUUCAUUGACUUCUCCUUCUCCUUCUCCCCCUCAUCAGCAGCUACAUCAGACAAAUGGCUCGCGACGACCACCAAGGAAGAGCACACUUACGCAACAACAGAAAAACCAGAAACGUCAGAGAGCGACGCAGGAGCAACUCGUGACCCUGGAAGCCGAGUUCAAUAAGAACCCUACGCCAACAGCCGUCGUGCGUGAACGUAUUGCUCAGGAGAUCAACAUGACUGAACGUUCAGUUCAAAUUUGGUUUCAGAAUCGACGAGCAAAGAUCAAGCAUUUGGCGAAAAAGAGCAUUGAAACUGGAGAGGACUGUGACGCGAUUCCUGAUUGCAUGCGUCAGUACUUGGCUAUGCAAGCAAUGGAAAAUGGAAAGGGAUAUCCUCGUGACAUGAUGGCAGACCGUUCCCGAAGUCUUUCAGCCUACGGCAACGGUAACAUGAUGUUGACUCCUGAACCAAGUCCCCAAGGAAAGAUUGUUAUCCACCAUUUUACCUGUCGAUCAUUGACCAUUGGUUCCUGGCGCCGCGUCGGUCAGAAUGCGAUGGAUCUUGUUAUCUUCUACUCACCUGAAAAGGCGUGUAUUACUUACUAUAUCAACAAUGACUCCGCUGGUUAUAAGAUUGAAUAUCCUUUCUCGUCUAUCAAAAACAUCGAGCUCGAGGGAUUGGACUCACCCACAUCUGCCGCCAAUGGAACACAGAAGCAGGGGCAGCUUGUUAUCAGUCUGACCCAGCCACCGAACUUCUUCAUGGAUUCGUCCGGCUCCGGGGGGUUUUACCAAUGCCGUGAUUUUACAGAAGAUCAGCAAGCUUCCCAAGUUUUGGUCCACCAACUUGGGGGGCCCCCUAAAGUACUCCAGGGUCAACUUGCAAAGUUGAUGACAUCAGAAUCUUUUGCCAACAGACACAAUCACCCUCCUGCGCACAUGACGUUUUACGAGCACCCCACCCUAUCGGUUUCUGCUCCUGUCUCUCCACAAAUUAUACGCCCUGCUUCAUCAAACGAUGUCGAUUCACUAUCGUACAAUAUGCCAUCCUUCUCUUUCCAGGACCCACAGGAUCAUCUCUACGCCCCAGCGCCGCAACAUCCUCACUCUUUGGUCAAUCCUGGGCUUUCGAAUCCUCUACGUAUUGACACAUCCUCAUCAGGUUUUCUCGAUUAUAGACCUGGCUCAGCCUACCCUCUUUCUGCAGCCACCACAACUUCACCCUCUGAUUAUGCUAGUCCAUCAAUGCUCAAUUCUUCUUUACAGCCUGAUAUGAAUGGAAACGGCUACGGUACCCCCUACAGUUUGCCAUUCUUAUCGCCAAUGAUUGAUCCCACAGGGGUCAUCAAUCCUUCAGUCUCUCCAAUUUCAAUGGGUCAUGGUGAUCCUGUAAUUGCAAGCGCUUCACCACCCUUGUCACACAUGCACCGCGCGGAUAGCUCUGAGCUAUUUCCAGAGACAUAUGAUCACCACGGAAAUCUUUCGGAUGAUGGUGUUGGUUUAAGCGAACUAUAUUCAAAGCAAUCAUUGACCAUGUCAGGCAGCUCUCCAUCGGCACUUGACGAUUCAGACGAAGUAGACAUGCAGCACAUGAUGCAUUACCCGAUGUCCCAAGGUGUUUCGCCUCAAGGGAAUAUGAUGUAA
This is a messenger RNA of Morchella sextelata, 1632 nucleotides long. RefSeq lists its product as uncharacterized. Bases 1 to 1632 code for a protein of 543 amino acids. The transcript is spliced from 4 exons. Gene Ontology annotation, molecular function: DNA-binding transcription factor activity, RNA polymerase II-specific; RNA polymerase II cis-regulatory region sequence-specific DNA binding. Lineage: Eukaryota; Fungi; Ascomycota; Pezizomycetes; Pezizales; Morchellaceae. Gene Ontology annotation, biological process: regulation of transcription by RNA polymerase II; cell differentiation. The record is from RefSeq and is a predicted model, not a curated record.